Parasteatoda tepidariorum (common house spider) is the source of this 1787-nucleotide messenger RNA. RefSeq lists its product as uncharacterized. The record is from RefSeq and is a predicted model, not a curated record. Gene Ontology annotation, biological process: negative regulation of cyclin-dependent protein serine/threonine kinase activity; negative regulation of transcription by RNA polymerase II. Gene Ontology annotation, molecular function: cyclin-dependent protein serine/threonine kinase inhibitor activity; 7SK snRNA binding. Gene Ontology annotation, cellular component: nucleus; nucleoplasm; cytoplasm. NCBI's taxonomy places the organism in Eukaryota, Metazoa, Arthropoda, Arachnida, Araneae, Theridiidae.
AACUUGCAUAAUACAGACAGAUCGAGACAUUUUAGUUCGUAAGUUUCUCUGGCAUAAGCGUCAUGGUGAAAUCUUUUAUCUCGUCUUUUUGAGUUGUGUUUUAAAAUGAGUUCUGAUCCUUGCGAGUCCAGUAAGCGGCCCAACGAGGAAUGCCAGCAAGAGAAAGAAUUUACAGAUGGAUCUUCGCCAUUAAAAAAAUUUCGUGGGAUUGGCCCUAAUGAGCACGCCAAACCAAAGCGUCGGGGGAGGAGGGGUAAGAAGCGUAAACAGCGAAAGUCGUCCAAUAGUGGUGGCGCUGCGUGUGGUGGUGAGCACCAUGAGGAGUGCAAUGUUGAUCAUCCAGCUGAGUGCGAAAAACACUGCAUGUCUUGGGAUUCUGAUGAGGAAGACAUCGAAGUAGAAGAUUUUAAUUUAUUUGGCGAUGUGUUGAUUAGACCGACUAAUGUUCCGAAAGCUCCAGAAAAUUCCACACAGUUUAUUAUUGAUGAUCACGAUGAAUGCAGAUUGUAUAAGAGUUUCGAAACUCCUAAUCCUUACUUGCCCGAUUUCUUGCGACCCGAGAAAGAUAAUUCAGAAAUCAUCGAGCCAGAAGGUGAAGAUGCCGCAUACGUUGAUAUAAAUUAUGAGUACGAAUCUCCCCACGAUUUCGAUAAUUCCGCGUACUAUGACAAGGAGUUCGAAUUAUCCUAUAAGAAUAAUCGCUACGACGAACUUUUGCGACUCUCUCGUGAAGAGUUGAUUUCUGGUCUGAGAAAUUUGCAAGACCACAUACAGGAGUUAAACGAGGAAUUGGUUAAAGAAGACCCGGAUCCUAUACUUGAGCGGCUACAGACUGAACUUUUAGAGCAACAAGAAAAACAUUCCCAGCUCAAGGAAGAAAACUCUAGAUUGCAAAAGCGUCUAGAAGAAGCCGGGAUUGAUUAUCGGUUACUCGAAGAGAACAUUGCAAGUGAAAAACAUCACUUAGUGGAUCAUUUAGUAGAGACGAGUGAUCUUUUAGUGGACGCAAGUGAACAAACUAAUGUGGAGAAUCAGUGUUUAGAGGAUAGCAUGCAAAAUGUAAGUCAAGAACAACUUGAAAAUGAUUCUACAUAUGAACCAGUUUUACAGUGUUCAGAAGAGUCAUUAAGUAAACAAAGCACUCAGUCACCUUUGAGUGUAUAUAACCAGAAAGAUAAUUCUGAAAGUCCGUGUCACAUACCUUGCAUGGAUGCUUCUAACAAAGAAAAUGCUUGCUACGAUGAACUAACAUUUGAAGAACGUCUGCAAUCGGCUAAGUGCACUCCACGUCAUGAAUCCUGCAAUGAUUCUUGCAGUGAACACAUUCCUGUGAAGGGUAUUUUGCGGGAUUCCGAGUUCAAUGAAACGCAAUGUUGUGAGGAUGUUUCUGAUGAACAUGAGAUGAACGCAGUUACAGUGUGAUAUGUAUAGAACUUUCUUUAAACAAAUUGCUGCUCGGUGAAUAAACAUUAGAACUUGUUAAUAUCAUUUAUAUGGCCAAAUAUCUAGAAUGAAAAGUGGUAUUGUUUUAAAGUUUUCAUAUUCAAAUUGUCAAACUUCUCUUUCUUAUCUUUUUGAGAUUAUUUAUUGUUAAAAAUAGUUAGAAUUUGGUUUUAAUCUUUUUUUCCUCUUCUUGUUCAAUAGUUUGUAAUUAAUCAACAGAAAAGUUCAUUUAGUUACCUAAAUUGCCUAAGGCAUGCAUGUACAUUUCUGGGCCGACCGAUAAGAUGGUUGUGUAUUCUGUAAAAAAUAUUAUUAGUCAAAAUUAUUAAAAUUAACUGACAAAA